Dendrobium catenatum is the source of this 1532-nucleotide messenger RNA. RefSeq names its product N-acetyl-D-glucosamine kinase. The coding region runs from base 109 to 1176 and encodes 355 amino acids. The transcript is spliced from 7 exons. The record is from RefSeq and is a predicted model, not a curated record. NCBI's taxonomy places the organism in Eukaryota, Viridiplantae, Streptophyta, Magnoliopsida, Asparagales, Orchidaceae.
AGAGCACCUGAUAGCUCGUUUCAAUGAAACGCAUCUUCCCAUUGCACUCUUAUUUCUGGAAGACUAAUCGCUGCUCCUGAAAGCAAAUCGAAGAAGAAAGGGGUAGAGAUGAAGGGGUAUACAAAUGGCGAGAUUCAGGACUUCGAGGACGAAACUUCGCCUGCCGGAGUAAUCCUGGGUCUUGACGGUGGCACCACCUCCACCGUCUGCAUAUGCAUGCUGGCGUCGGCAUCGAUCUCUUUCGGCGGCGGCGGCGAAGCUGCUGAAUCUCUUCCGAUUCUUUCUAGGGCUAGCGCUGGCUGUUCCAAUUUCAAUUCCGUUGGAGAAGCUGCAGCAAAGGAGACACUAGAGAAGGUUAUGGUUGAAGCCCUUUCCAUGGCUCAUUCUAAUUGCUCAGCUGUUCGGGCAAUUUGCUUGGCAGUGUCUGGUGUUAAUCAUCCUUCAGAUCAACAGAAGAUUUUGGAAUGGGUUAGAGAUCUUUUUCCUUGUUCUGUCAAGAUAAUCAUAGAGAAUGAUGCCGUAGCAGCAAUGGCAAGUGGAACACUAGGGAAGCUCCAUGGCUGUGUAUUGAUUGCAGGCACUGGUUGUAUUGCUUAUGGUUUUUGUGAAGAUGGAAGACAAGCCCGUGCUGCAGGUGCAGGACCUAUACUAGGGGACUGGGGAAGUGGUUAUGGGAUUGCCGCACAGGCAUUAACUGCCAUUAUUAGAGCUCAUGAUGGUCGUGGACCACAAACAACACUUAUGAAUAACAUCCUCAAUGUGCUAGGACUUUCAUCUCCUGACGAAGUUAUUGGGUGGACAUAUGCAGAUCCAUCUUGGGCUCGCAUUGCUGCACUUGUUCCAGUAGUGGUUGCUUCAGCAGAAGAUGGAGACGAGGUUGCCGACAAAAUACUGCAUUAUUCAGUCCAGGAGCUGGCUGAUAGUGUUAAAGCUGUCAUCCGAAGACUUAAAUUGUCCGGAGAAGAUGGAAAGAGUCCUUUUCCAUUGGUAAUGGUUGGAGGCGUUAUUGAAGCUAAUAAUAAGAAGUGGGACAUUGGAAAGGAAGUUGGAAAGCUUAUUUCAAAGGAUUACCCAGGAGUUUUCCCCAUUCGACCCAAGGUGGAACCAGCCGUGGGGGCAGCAUUAGUUGCAUUGAAUCAGUACACUAAAUCAUUCAGAGUAGAUCAAUCUAGCUGAUACAUCUAUUUAUGGAAAAAAAUUAUGUAAAUUACAGGAGAUCUUGAUGAUGCAAAAGUAGUAGAGAAAAAAGAAAUUCUCUCCAGAGCUGAUUCAUGGGUUCCAUUAGAUGUAAACUAUAUCAACUGGUGCUUGUUGCUUCGCUUCGCAUCACUUCAACUUGCUAUUUUUUUUCUCUUUUGAUCAAUUCAUCUUGGCUUCUAUUAGUUGCCCAAGGUUUAUAAUUGUUUUUAAGCUGUACAAUUGUAAUUUCUCUACUGAAAUAGCAAUACCACUUGCUUUGAUAUCUUAAUCUUUGCUUAUAUGUGCAUGUGAUGUAAAUCGGGGAUAUUAUGAAAAUAUGUUUCUUUAAAGCA